Molecule: messenger RNA, 711 nt
Organism: Trematosphaeria pertusa
Lineage: Eukaryota; Fungi; Ascomycota; Dothideomycetes; Pleosporales; Trematosphaeriaceae
Exons: 1
Coding region: 1-711 (236 amino acids)
Source: RefSeq, a predicted model, not a curated record
AUGCCUUCCACCAUCACAUCUGCGAUCGUGUCGACGAUCACCAUCUUUGUUACUCUGACUUCCGGCAUCCCUCAGAGCCCGCCAGACAUUCCAAGCGCCAUCGAAGGUCUCUCAGAGUGUGCUCAAGGCGUCCUCUUCCCCCUGCUCGCCGACAGCCAAUGCAACCCAGGGAACUUCCCCUGCCUCUGCAUCGAGCUGGACCGCCUCGGCGCCCGCGGCAAAAUUGAAGAAGAAUGCAGCCGUGAGGAAGUAGCUCAGUAUGACGAUUUCCAAGCGCGCACCUGCCCCAACCCGGGCCGCGUCGUGACGCCUCCCAAUGUCACCGUGACCACCUCGACCAUCGUCAUCCCCAUCUCCACCGGCAUCGUUCCGACCGGCACCGGAAGCUCCAACUUCUCCACGACGAGCGGCCCCUUCAGCAACACCACCGCUACCGGCAGCCCAGUCCAACCCACCACCCCGGUCCAACCCACCAUCCCCGUCGAACCCUCGCUCACCACUUCCGAAGUACUCAUCCCGACCACGGGUGCCAACGGCGAGCCCACAACCAUCACCUCGCAAGUCGUCAGCCCUGUCCAGCCUACCAGUCCGUCAGGACCAGAGUUCACAGGCGCUGCUGCCGCUGUGGAGGCGCCGGAGUUUGGAACCGGACGCAUGGGGCUUAUUGCGGGGGCUAUCGGAUUGAUGGGCUUGGUGUUUGCCGAGCUGUGA